GACGUUGCAGGAGACACGGCCCUUCACGACGCCAUCACCAUUGACAGCGCAGAAAUUGCAAACCUGCUGAUUAAUUUUCGCACGACCGACUUCUCAAUCACGAAUCGACGGGGCUUCAAUACUCUGCACCACGCCUGCUUGAAAGGAAGUUACCUCAUUGUAGAGAGAAUCCUGUCGAAGCGGCCGAACUUGGUGAACAUCGCAAAGAACGAUGGCUUCACUGCUUUGCACUUGGCGGCCAACAAUGGACACUUUCGGAUUGCAAAAGCCCUGUUGGCGAAGGGGCAGUGCGACAUUAAUGUCCACGCUUCUAAAGGGGAGACGCCACUGAUGUUGGCAGCGAUCUUUGGCCAUUGGGAUAUCAUCGAGCUUCUCGUGGAGGCUGGCGCUGACGUCAAUAGACAAGAUCAGGACGGAGACACCUUGCUUCACUUUGCCAUUGGGAGGCACCAAAUGCGGGUGCUCCAGUCUUCGGGGACAUCGAAUGCUCCUAACGUGGCGGCGGUUGAGCGAGAAGUGCCGAAUGGUCACUUGGCUCCUCUUUGCUACCUAGCCAACAGGGGAGCGGACGUGUAUAUGAUGAACAACAAAGGCAUUACGCCCUUGAUGAUGGCUGCUGCCGCUGACAUCUCCGAACAUAUCGUUGCCUGGGCUUCAAGAAGCCGAUUUGUGGCCCCGGAGUCUUCGAGGGCAUUGCGGACACGUUCAGCGAGUCCUCAGGCUGGCGGGCAGUGCACGAUCUGCAUAGAAUCUGAGGCCAACGUUGUCUUCAAGCCAUGCGGCCACCGGACGACAUGUCGCGAGUGCAGCGUGCGGUGCAAAGUCUGCCUGACAUGCGCCGUGCCUGUUCAGGCGAAGGUUAAUCUCGAUGGGACUCCUGUCCGAGGCAGGGAAACAAACCAGAGGACGCAGGAAGAAUUAGACGCCCGGCUGCAAGAGCUGGAGGAGCGGCACACGUGCAGCAUCUGCAUGGAGAAUCCGCGAGACGUGGUCUUCCUUUGUGGACAUGGCUCGUGCUCAGUGUGCGCUGGGAAUCUGGACCUUUGCCACAUGUGCCGGCAACCGAUCGAGAGGAAGAUUGCCUUAUAUUUGGAAUGAGUGUUCUCUGUGUAGAAGGGAUCAUUUGUGAGUGACAUUGUGCUCAAGCGCAUUCUCUUUAGAACCUGACAGCAGUGUUCUUUCAAGAGAAAUCAAUAACGAGAUGUCAGUGAGAGCAAAUUUGAGGGACAGAAAGACACCAUUAGGCAUUAUACUAUUUCGACUUCCACCAUUUUUAUUUGGAAGGGGAGACCACCUUAUGAAAUGCCGAGCACUGAUGUGUUCCUCUGUGCCACAAAAUGUGAUAACUUCAACCAUUUCUUUUUUUUUUUUUGAAGGCACAUCUACGAAUCUUCGGUCCGAGUUUGUGCCGCACAUCUGAACAACCACAACUCUUACGUUGACAGGCAACACAAGAGCGAUGGCCAGUUUAUUUUGUGUGGGGACACCAUUUAUCAGUGCAAAGCCGGAGCGUAAACGCCUACACAACAAAAUCUGGUUAAAAUGUUGCCUGCUCACAAACGUUUUUCUGAAGCACGAAAUUCGCAUAAACCAUCAAUACGUUGUGGAAUGCCAUAUUCAAAUGCACAGCGAAUCCUGCGUGUUUCGCCGCAAACAAGCUUUCUGAAAUUGCGUGAAAGCUCGUUCUCGAACAAUGUGAUAACUAGCAAUGUCCUCCUGACUCGAGGCAUAAAUAUUUGUGUACUCACACUUCACUAUUACUUUUUCUUUCAAGAAAGACAUCUUCAUCAUUACGCCUCCCUGCUGGCUCUAUGUCCUAUCCCAAGCCAUCCUUGAGUACCCAAGCAGAGUCCACUAGCGCACCUGUCAAGGAGGCUGUUUUCGAUUUUCUCCUUGUUACUUCUUGCUGGCACUUAUGAUGAUGCGAUAAUGAUGAGCUACUGUUACAUGACAACUACAUCUGUCGUUUUCCAAACUAGGAGGAAGAGAAUAAAUCAUUUAUCAUCCGACCUCAGAAGACGGGAGUGACGAAAGAUGCUGCUUCUCAGUGCUUCCCCUGGCAUGAACUGAAAGCCGUGCAGGGGGGGGGGGGGGGGGGGAAUAAAAUUUUACUGCUUUAACGUUAGUACUUUGCGUGUAUUUGCGGGCUGCUUUCACGCUCGGAAAAACACUUUUAUGUAGCACGUAUUGAGCAACAUAAAUUAAGCUGUAUCGGGACUUUUUCCUGUUGCUCUACAAUUUUCUCAUUGUCACUUUUCAUGUACUUAUUAUAUUUGAGAAAUUCAUCAAUUCAUUAAGUCUAAUUAUGUAAUUAAGUGGACUGCAAAAAUAAUCUAAGUAUCUCCAAGCGAAGGCAAACAACAUUACAUGGGUUCUGUCCAGCUACGUGGCAUUUGCAUAUUUUUAAAGUUUGACUGAAGUUACCUGGGACACCCUGUAUAUAAUACCGCCCUACUCUCCAGUGCAUAGAUCUAGCGCGUUUUUGGUGUCACUGCUGAUGUUUUCACGACAGAAACGAGGGAAGAUUACCGAGAAAUUUUUUAAUGGCAAUUGUUAGUAAAGAUAAGCGAUGUAUGAAGGUCUGCAGAUGAUGCAUUGAAUGUAAAAUGCCACCUUGUUCUGCUUACGGUAUUUGGGCAAUGUUAUUAAACGCUCAGAGGAAACAAACGUAAAAGUAAUGGACUAUUUUUGAGUCAUUCCUCCAUUACUUACAGUCACGCUGUCCAUAACAGCUUUUAGCCAAUGAACCUCUCCAGAAUCUGUUCUUUCUGGGAAAUAAAAAUGACUUCAUUUGAUUGAA
Messenger RNA from Dermacentor silvarum, 2800 nucleotides. Its product is annotated as E3 ubiquitin-protein ligase MIB2-like. The transcript is spliced from 6 exons. The record is from RefSeq and is a predicted model, not a curated record. Gene Ontology annotation, molecular function: protein binding. NCBI's taxonomy places the organism in Eukaryota, Metazoa, Arthropoda, Arachnida, Ixodida, Ixodidae. The coding region runs from base 331 to 1098 and encodes 255 amino acids.